UUAUAAUCAGAAAACUUUAUAUUUUAUAUGUGAAUGAUAAUUUCUUUAUAUUUAAAAAGAAUACAAAACAUGGAUUGCUGGAGGUAUAUUACCAGUAUACUAUUACUGCAGUGCCAGUUCUUAUCCAUUAAAUUAGCCACUGCCGAAUCCAAUUCACUAUUCAACAGUAAAAUAUAUAAAUGCGUUAAUCAUACAUGCAUUAUAAGCGAAUAUCAAAAUAAAAGUAAAGAAAGCAAUACUGAAAUUGUAGAGUCCAUAGAUGUUUGUCGUUUAACUUGCGGGCAUUAUGGAUCACUUUGGCCAAGGCCAACUAUUAUGACUACCAUAAAUGAUUCAGUAAUCAAAUUUGGACUCAAUAAUGUUGUUUUUAAUACAUCAUCGGUGACUGACGAACUUGGCAAAAAAUACAUCGCUGAAGUAUCUCAAGUAUUUAUGUUAUCUUUAAAAAAACUUUGUGAACCCCAAUGUAUUCCAAAAACUAAUAAUUUGACAAUUUUUGUGACUACAACUACUCCUUUCGCUAAUCUAAAAUGGUCAACUAACGAAAGUUAUGAUUUACAUGUUUCCACCGAUCAUUUGAAUCAAAUAACUGUUAAUAUAACAGCACAAACCGUAUACGGAGCUAGAAAUGGAUUUGAAACACUACGACAGCUGAUAACAACGUAUGAGCAUAAUUCUUCCGGAAAGACAAUAGUGAUAGCUGGAGAUGUACAAAUAAUGGACAAACCAAUGUAUUCACAUAGAGGAUUUAUGCUCGAUACCUCGAGGAAUUACUUUCCAAUAUCAUCAAUCAAAAGAACACUCGAUGCUAUGGGUCAUUCUAAACUUAAUGUAUUUCAUUGGCAUGCAACUGACUCCCAUAGCUUUCCUUUAGAUUUGCCUAGUAUUCCUCAAAUGGCAAUGUAUGGUGCUUACAGUCCAAAAAAAAUAUAUUCAUAUACAGAUAUCAAAGAUCUUCUAAGAUAUGCGUUAGUUAGAGGAAUUAGAAUUAUUAUGGAAAUUGAUUCUCCAGCGCACGCUGGUUAUGGGUGGCAGUGGGGUAAAGAAUCUGGAUAUGGAGAUAUGGUUGUUUGUUUAGGUAAACACCCGUGGUGGGAUUAUUGUGUACAACCACCAUGUGGACAAUUAAAUCCAAUAAACAACAAUACGUAUACAUGGUUAGGAAAAUUAUAUAAAGAUUUAGUUAGCAUAUUUCCUAAAGGAGAAACAUUCCAUAUGGGUGGCGAUGAGGUUGCUGUGAAGUGUUGGAAUACAACAUCUGAAAUCGUUGAUUGGAUGCAGACCAAUAAUCGAAGCCUAACUGAAAGUGCGUAUCUAGAUUUAUGGUCCGAGUUUCAUAGCAAAGCUUUAAAUGCAUAUGAUAAUGAAGUUGGCGAUUCUGAUUCGGAUAUAAUUGUUUGGUCUAGUGGCUUAACUGAGCCAAACAUAAUUGAAAAGCAUCUCGACAAAAAUCGAUACAUAAUAGAAGUUUGGUACGGAAAUGCACUUUCUGUAGAUUUAGCAAAUUUGGGUUAUAAGGUAGUCGUAGCUGUAGAAGAUAUAUAUUAUUUAGAUCAUGGAUUAAGGCCACCCACUACUUAUCAUUCAUGGAAAUUGAUUUAUAAUAACAAAUUACCGAUGAGUAAUAAUUCGGAUCACAUUUUAGGAGCGGAAACUUGUAUGUUUACUGAAUUUGUUGAUGAUUUCGGUCUGGAUAUUAAAGUGUGGCCAAGAGCUGCAGCUCUAGCUGAAAGAUUAUGGGCUAACCCGUCAACUAAUGCAUUAGCUGCUGAAUAUAGAUUAAUGCAACACCGUGAACGACUUAUCACAUUAGGACUCAGACCAGAUAGAAUGAAUCCAGAAUGGUGCAAUGACCGCGAAGGUGAAUGUAUUAUUAGUUAUUAAUGUUUAAAAGCUUCCAUGUCAAAAUACCACUGUUAAAAAUAUCUCCGUCACAAAAUAUCUCCAGUAAAAAUAAUUUUAAGAGAAAACAAUAAAUAUUUUUAAUGUAGAUAUUAUAUAACAUGUUGAUAAUAUAUAUAUAACAAGUAUUAAUAGUAUAUACAGAAUAAGAGUAUUUCCAAGAAAAAUCUAGAAAUAUAUUAUGUUUUUAAUUAUAACUUUUUCGAAAAAUUAAAAAAAUUAAUGUCUGGAGAGCCAAGUCCAAAAAAAAAAAAGGAAAAAGUUUAAGGACCAUGUCGAAAGAUUUUUGUGUUGUAGAGAAAUUUAUUGAAAUGACAGUUCUUCAGUAUGUAAGAGAAAUCGCUCAUAAUCUCAAAUUUUAAAGCUAUAUGAAGCAUGAGAUAAUUUUAAAUUUAUAAUAAAGAAUAAUAACAAUAAUAAUCAAAACUGAAAUAUUUUUUGCAAACAUAUUUUGUAUUGGAGAUAUUUUGAUGGAUCACCAUUUAAGAUAUGUACCCCAAUAAGUUAUAAUUACUAUACACCUGUAUAGGUACAUAUAAGUACCUAUUAAAUUGUAAUUAUUACCUAAUAUUAUUAUCAUUUUUAAAUCCAAUAAUAAUUUUAAAUAGUUAUAUUCGAUUGCAAAAAAGUUCACAGAAUCAAUUACUAAAAAAAAAAAAAACUUUUGU
Molecule: messenger RNA, 2570 nt
Organism: Sipha flava (yellow sugarcane aphid)
Lineage: Eukaryota; Metazoa; Arthropoda; Insecta; Hemiptera; Aphididae
Product: chitooligosaccharidolytic beta-N-acetylglucosaminidase-like
Exons: 9
Coding region: 34-1884 (616 amino acids)
Biological process (GO): ganglioside catabolic process; carbohydrate metabolic process; glycosaminoglycan metabolic process
Cellular component (GO): membrane
Molecular function (GO): beta-N-acetylhexosaminidase activity
Source: RefSeq, a predicted model, not a curated record